Hordeum vulgare subsp. vulgare (domesticated barley) is the source of this 1554-nucleotide messenger RNA. RefSeq names its product NAC domain-containing protein 90-like. The transcript has 2 exons. Gene Ontology annotation, biological process: regulation of DNA-templated transcription. Gene Ontology annotation, molecular function: DNA binding. Bases 481 to 1347 code for a protein of 288 amino acids. NCBI's taxonomy places the organism in Eukaryota, Viridiplantae, Streptophyta, Magnoliopsida, Poales, Poaceae. The record is from RefSeq and is a predicted model, not a curated record.
ACUAACCAGCCGGGCCACGUCCCUCCGCCUUCUCUCUCCCCGUUUCUGCAGGGAGCCAGCCCCACUCUCCCACCGCACCACGCCAGCCAUGAGAAAUUUCGCCGCCCUAGCAAGCAGCUCAGCGUCGUCGCCCCGUGUCAACCAUGGCAUGAUCCACCUCCCCCAUCCCGCGCGCGCGUGCUUCCCCAUAUAUACAUGCGAGAGCGCACGCGAUCACACCUCUCCUCCUCACCAUCCCACAGAUCACACCUUCCGCGAUCAGCUCCGAUCCCUGCAACCGGCCGCAAGCAACCUAGCAGCUUAAUUAGCUUCUCCGGCCACGCGCACGCUUCCAUAUAACCCAGUCGAUCUCACGGGCGCACGGCUUGGGAUCUCGCCGGCGGCUUAGUCCUUGGGGCUCUCCUCCGUAAACUCACCCGCCGAGACUGGCCGGCCGGGUAAAGUAUAAGGCGGUGCCAUACAUAUACGCCGGAGACUGUCAUGGCCGACGGGUUGCCUCCGGGGUACCGCUUCUACCCCACGGAGGAGGAGCUGAUAUGCUUCUACCUGCGCAACAAGCUCGACGGCAGCCGCGGCGACAUCGAGCGCGUCAUCCCCGUCGUCGACGUCUACUCCGUCGACCCGUUGCAGCUCUCAGGUAGGACCAUCGAUCAUCGACGUAACCAUAUGGAUUGCAGCGCGUGCACGUACAGUGCGCUAGCUGUGUCUCAUGCUGCUGCCUCUUACCUGCGCACAUACGCAGAGAUCCACGAAAGGCUGCGCGGCGGCGGUGGCGGCGACGGGGAGCCGUGGUUCUACUUCUGCGCGCGGCAGGAGCGGGAGGCGCGGGGCGGGCGGCCGAGCCGGACCACGCCGUCGGGGUACUGGAAGGCGGCGGGCACGCCCGGGGUCGUCUACUCCGCCGACCGCCGGCCCAUCGGGCUGAGGAAGACCAUGGUGUUCUACCGCGGCCGCGCGCCGUCCGGGAACAAGACCAAGUGGAAAAUGAACGAGUACAGAGCAUUCCAGCACGAGCACGACGACGACGGCGCCGGCGCACCCGCGGCACCUGCCGCGCCACCGAACCGCCCUCCGCAGCUGAGAAGCGAGUUCAGCUUGUGUCGACUGUACACCAAAUCGGGGACCCUGCGCCAGUUCGAUCGGCGGCCGGUUGCUGCUACUGCAGGCGGUGCCGCCGGGGACAUUCCAGUGCCAUUCACGGCAGCCACCGCGUCGCCCGACGACCGUGACGGCUCCGGUGGAUCCAUGCAGACGCUUGAGGAGGAUCUGAUGGAGGGAGAUGGCGGUGAUCCAUACGGAGACGAUAUUGCCACAUUGGCUGCUCUUCUCUACUGGCCUACGGACUAGAUUAUGCAUUCGUUGCGCAGAUCAGAUCUUGAGUAGUUUCAUCUCCAUUGGGUAUUAUUUAAAGGAGAAGACAGAUAUUCUAUCUAAAUCUGUAAAACAUUAAAUUCUGGACAAAAAAAGGUCUAUGAAUUUGAACACUAGCUAAUUCAAUUCGUACCCUGAAUUUGUAACAAUAAAAAAAGGGUAUUUUCUUAGUCGAUUUUGACA